GGUGAUAUUUUUAUAAUAGUCUUCAGUAUGGACAGUCGUGACACAUUUGAGGAAGCAAUAAGAUUAAGGGAGCAAAUUUUGGAAACAAAAUUAAGUGCAGCAGCAGCGUCGAGCACAAGCGGCAUAGCAAGAAGGAAAAUUUUACCCCGAGUACCUAUGGUGAUCGCAGGAAACAAAUGUGAUAAAGAAAUGAGAACUGUUACGCCCGAAGAAGCUAAGAAUUACUGUUCGAGCCAAGAAUGUUGCACAUUUGUGGAGGUUUCGGCGAAAAGGAGCUACAAAGUGGACGAAGUGUUUUAUCAGUUAUUCCUCAAUGCCAAUUUGCCGUUAGAAAUGGCGCCGAAUCACCAUAAACGCGUAAGUGCUAACUUUGGUUCUCCGUGUCCGUUACCGCCAUCAGCCCUCCCUUCACAUGCAAAAAAGUAUACUUUGUCUGUUAAACGCAGGUUAAGCGAUGCAUGCGGAGUAGUAACGCCAAAUGUCAGACGUCCGAGCAUAAGAACUGACCUAAUGAUAAUGCGAACUAAAACUUGCUGCACCACAGAUAAUAACAGCAAUCCUAAUAGUCCAGGCCUAAGACUUAGAAGUGUGAAAAACAAUUGUACGUUGCAAUAACCCUAACGAUAAUACAAAAAUGUUAUACUUCAUUUACUUUCUCUAGCA
This is a messenger RNA of Agrilus planipennis (emerald ash borer), 663 nucleotides long. RefSeq names its product GTP-binding protein Rhes-like. The transcript has 2 exons. NCBI's taxonomy places the organism in Eukaryota, Metazoa, Arthropoda, Insecta, Coleoptera, Buprestidae. Bases 28 to 615 code for a protein of 195 amino acids. Gene Ontology annotation, molecular function: GTPase activity; GTP binding. The record is from RefSeq and is a predicted model, not a curated record.